Penaeus monodon (black tiger shrimp) is the source of this 452-nucleotide messenger RNA. Its product is annotated as alkylglycerol monooxygenase-like. The transcript has 2 exons. Lineage: Eukaryota; Metazoa; Arthropoda; Malacostraca; Decapoda; Penaeidae. The record is from RefSeq and is a predicted model, not a curated record. Bases 139 to 381 code for a protein of 80 amino acids.
GAGACCGAGAGGCGUCCGCACCUCACCUGGAUCCUGGGACACCUCCUUCCUCCUUCCUCCUCCUUAAAAAAAGAGAGAGGAACAUCCUUAGGUAUCCUUAAGACCUUCCUUCCACGGUGUUACGUCGUAGGCAAGGACAUGAUCGCGACAGACGAAGCGCUGCGGAGACUCGGCACUCUCUUCUAUGUCGUGUCACCGAGGUCCUCCUCCUUCAGCACGGUCAAGGAGGUGCCGAACUACAUCAAUGAGGCAGUCCCCUGGUUCGUCGUCAUCGUGCUUUUCAAGGAGCUGUGUGGGCGCGCGCAGGGUCGUCAGCUCGGCCGCAUGUGUGAUAACGUGACUUCGCUGGGUCACGCCACGCUCUACGAGUCCGUCAAGUGAGGCCUUUGGAGGUUUUAUCUUUUACUUUUUUUUUUUUUUUUUUUUUUUUUGUUGUUGUUGUUGUUGUCUUG